This is a messenger RNA of Rotaria socialis, 795 nucleotides long. NCBI's taxonomy places the organism in Eukaryota, Metazoa, Rotifera, Eurotatoria, Philodinida, Philodinidae. The record is from the annotation of a GenBank genome assembly.
AUGAAAAUAGUAAUUAAGUCAGAACGUCCCUUUUCUCUUGCUAUGAUACUAGCUGCACUUAUGUUCGGCAUGAAUGAUCCCAAGAGUGCUUCUAUUUUUCAAAGCAUAGCAUUGAUGUAUAAAGAAGAAAAACCAUUCGACAUUAUGGAAUGUGUCGGCUAUCUUUCCGGUCAAAUAGUACCGGGAGAAGUAAACAGACUUGAUAAACUUCAGGAGAAACAAUUAAUACAAGAACAAAAUAGUAAUCCUAAUGUAUCGAAAACUUAUGAAAGAAUUGGUGAUCUUUACAAAAACCAAAAACAAUUUGGUCUUGCAUUGGAGUGUUAUCGACGAAUAGUCACCGGUGGCUUAUCCAAUGCUCCUUCAAACCGUGAGCAAUUGCCUUCAAUUUACUAUGAAAUAGCUAAUAUUUAUCAAGCUCAAGGCAUCAUACAACUUGCACUUGAGCAUUUGAAUUUAGCUAUUAACAGUGCAAUACAUACUGAAAGACCUGAUUUGGAAUUCAUUUCAGCCAUGAUGAUACAGAGAGGUGAUAUUUUUGCAGAUAAAAAACAGUUUAACGAAGCACUACUCCCCUAUCAUUAUACAUUGGAAUGUCAACUGAAACAUCUUCCACCGAUCCAUCCUAUCAUCGCUACGACCCAUGUUAAGACUGCAUCAAUGCACUUUCAACAAGGGAAAUACGAGGAAGCACUCCACGCUAACCUUCAAGCAAUUGAAAUUGCAAAUUCUUCUUUACCAUCAGUACAUGAGGAGAUCCUUAGAGAUUCAGACAAUAUUAUUUGGAAGCGAUGA